AUGGGAUUUUCUCGCUGCCCAUCGUUAGCGAUUGCAAUGGCGCUCGCAGUGCUCGCAGCGGGCACGAAUUGUGCGACUGCGCAGCACAUCCAGGCCUUUUUGGAGGCCCACAACCAGGAGCGGAUGCAAAUGGGCGUGCCGGCGCUCCACUGGGACGACGAAGUGGCGGCUUACUCGCUGUGGUGGACGAACCACCAGAAGGAUUACGAGAGCUGCGCGAUGAGGCACUCGGACGGUCCCUACGGCGAGAAUCUCUUCUGGGGCAGCCCGGGAAAGGAAUGGUCGCCGCAUGAUGCUGUCAAAUCUUGGGUUGAUGAGAAGCAGCACUUCAAUUACGAGGGAAACAGCUGCGCCCAGAUGUGUGGUCACUACACGCAGCUUGUCUGGAGGGACUCGACGAAAUUGGGAUGUGCCACCGCGACUUGCCCCAACGGUGACACUCUCAUCUCCUGCAAUUACGACCCGCCCGGGAAUUACAUCGGCCAGCGCCCCUUCUGA
Molecule: messenger RNA, 498 nt
Organism: Selaginella moellendorffii
Lineage: Eukaryota; Viridiplantae; Streptophyta; Lycopodiopsida; Selaginellales; Selaginellaceae
Product: pathogenesis-related protein PRB1-2
Exons: 1
Coding region: 1-498 (165 amino acids)
Cellular component (GO): extracellular region
Source: RefSeq, a predicted model, not a curated record